Messenger RNA from Fulmarus glacialis (Northern fulmar), 177 nucleotides. Its product is annotated as 60S ribosomal protein L36a-like. The record is from RefSeq and is a predicted model, not a curated record. NCBI's taxonomy places the organism in Eukaryota, Metazoa, Chordata, Aves, Procellariiformes, Procellariidae. Gene Ontology annotation, biological process: translation. The annotation marks the transcript as partial. The transcript is spliced from 2 exons. Gene Ontology annotation, molecular function: structural constituent of ribosome. Gene Ontology annotation, cellular component: ribosome; cytosolic large ribosomal subunit.
CAGGUGAACGUCCCGAAAACCCGCCGGACCUACUGCAAGAAAUGCGGCAAGCACCAGCCGCACAAAGUCACCCAGUACAAGAAGGGGAAGGACUCUCUCUACGCCCAGGGAAAAAGACGCUACGAUAGGAAGCAAAGUGGCUAUGGGGGCCAGACAAAGCCCAUCUUCCGUAAGAAG